Messenger RNA from Pectinophora gossypiella (pink bollworm), 1115 nucleotides. It is a transcript of the gene sta, whose product is annotated as 40S ribosomal protein SA. Bases 156 to 1070 code for a protein of 304 amino acids. The record is from RefSeq and is a predicted model, not a curated record. Lineage: Eukaryota; Metazoa; Arthropoda; Insecta; Lepidoptera; Gelechiidae. Gene Ontology annotation, molecular function: structural constituent of ribosome. The transcript is spliced from 7 exons. Gene Ontology annotation, cellular component: ribosome; 90S preribosome; cytosolic small ribosomal subunit. Gene Ontology annotation, biological process: cytoplasmic translation; ribosomal small subunit assembly.
CCUAGCGAAUGUGUCUUGACUAAAGGCGUAGCGAAGCCACAAAAAAAAAAAAUGUGUCCUGUGAGUGAGCUGUCAAAUCUUGACAGUUCUUUUAUGUUGAAAUUCCCUCCCAGUGGCAUUACACGCGUUUAGUCGUAACUCAAAUAAACGCAACGAUGUCGGGAGGACUUGACGUGCUUGCCCUCAAUGAGGAGGAUGUCACCAAGAUGCUUGCAGCGACGACCCAUCUUGGGUCCGAGAAUGUCAACUUCCAGAUGGAAACAUACGUUUACAAGCGCCGUGCUGAUGGCACCCACGUCAUCAACCUGCGCCGCACCUGGGAGAAACUAGUGCUGGCGGCCCGUGCUGUGGUUGCUAUUGAGAACCCAGCGGACGUGUUCGUCAUCUCGUCCCGUCCCUUCGGUCAGCGCGCUGUGCUUAAGUUCGCCGCCCACACUGGCGCCACCCCUAUUGCCGGACGUUUCACCCCUGGUGCCUUCACUAACCAGAUCCAAGCUGCUUUCCGUGAGCCACGUCUGUUGAUUGUAUUGGACCCUGCCCAGGACCACCAGCCCAUCACUGAGGCUUCCUACGUCAACAUCCCCGUUAUUGCUCUGUGCAACACUGACUCUCCCCUCAGAUUCGUUGACAUUGCUAUCCCUUGCAACACCAAGUCAUCUCACUCCAUCGGUUUGAUGUGGUGGCUGUUGGCGCGUGAGGUUCUGCGCCUGCGUGGUGUGUUGGCUCGCGACCAGCGCUGGGACGUCGUCGUCGACCUCUUCUUCUACCGCGACCCUGAAGAGAGCGAGAAGGAAGAGCAGCAGGCUAAGGAACAGGUUCAGGCCGUAGUCCCAGCCAAGCCCGAAGUGGCCCCACCAGUGCACGAGGACUGGAAUGAGACUGUGGAGCCCGUGGCCUCGUGGGCCGAGGACGCCGCCCCGGCGCCCGCGCCCGCCGCCACCUUCGGUGCUCCCGCCGCCCAGGAAGAUUGGGCUGCUCAGGUCCAGGAUGAGUGGGGUACCGCGGCGCCCCCGCCGGCCGCCCCUGCUCCCUCAUGGGGAGGCACUGCCCAGGACUGGAGCGCUUCGUAAACGUUACAUUCACAUCGGUUAAUAUAACUAAAAACUAAAAAUCGA